Messenger RNA from Paraglomus brasilianum, 903 nucleotides. The record is from the annotation of a GenBank genome assembly. NCBI's taxonomy places the organism in Eukaryota, Fungi, Glomeromycota, Glomeromycetes, Paraglomerales, Paraglomeraceae.
AUGUCUUCGAGUGCUGAUAACUAUUCUGCAAGGAACGAUUUUAGAGAAAAGGUUACCAUUUCGGGGCUUUCGAAAGCUGCUCAAUAUCAGAAACGACACCAAAUCGACUCACUUGUCCAUAUCCAGUCGAAUCGAUUAAAUCUUCCUUUUCAGCAUAUUCAGCUUUUAUCAUUAAUUAUCCUUGGAUUUUCCGACUCGGCUAAUGCUUUUAAAGGAAACACCAGUUCAGCUAAUGAAAUUAUCGAGACGGUCUUUGAUCUUCUGAUCACGGUUCUCAUUCCAGUAAUCUUGGUUGCUAAAAAUAAUAAGACUGAUACCAGUAUUUUCAGUCGUGCUUGGUUGACUUUUCUUGCCAUUAUUCUUAAUUAUGCGCAGCUUUCUUUAAAAAUUUGGUUCUGGGUCAGGGCUUACGAGACUACUCAUGAUUUCUUUUUUAUUACUUAUCUCAUAGCCAACAUUACUACUAGUCAAAUUCUUUGCUGUUUUAUCAGAAUACAUCCACGAAUAGUGGUAACAAUCAUAAGUUCCUCAACGUUUGUUAUAGAUUUAGUUUUUCUUUUUCUGGCUGCGAAGAAGGGUUAUGUCGACUCGUCGACUUAUCUUUUUAUAGUAAUACCCAUUAUCAUAGCGUUUGCACUUGCGAUUGUUAUAUUCGUAAAAAUAAUAAGAGAAAAUCCAGAGGAUGACCAUAAGGAUGAUGAUAUAUUCUCACUUUAUAUGCUAGAUUUUGGAAAAUUUAAUAGACCAAUUUGGAUCAUUGGGUUUUGCUCAAGUUUGGUAAAUUGUUCGAUCGUUGGACCUUCGAUUCUUUGGAUCAAGGUUUAUAUCACCUUAGGAAUUAUUAGUUAUACAGCAGUUGAUACUCGCGAUGAGUUACGUGAUAAAGAGAGCGAAUUCUCUUAA